Molecule: messenger RNA, 6685 nt
Organism: Carassius gibelio (silver crucian carp)
Lineage: Eukaryota; Metazoa; Chordata; Actinopteri; Cypriniformes; Cyprinidae
Gene: erbb2
Product: erb-b2 receptor tyrosine kinase 2
Exons: 27
Coding region: 196-4014 (1272 amino acids)
Biological process (GO): cell surface receptor protein tyrosine kinase signaling pathway; positive regulation of cell population proliferation; positive regulation of kinase activity
Cellular component (GO): signaling receptor complex; basal plasma membrane
Molecular function (GO): transmembrane receptor protein tyrosine kinase activity; ATP binding
Source: RefSeq, a predicted model, not a curated record
ACACACUCACACACUCAGGCUGGAGAGUCGGGCGCACACGCUCCUGCCAGGAAGUUGUUGUUAUUCGGGAAUUAACAAAGAAACGAAAAAAGGUAUAAUUAACGCAACGAAACUACACGAGAGGGAUCCGUGUAACGUGUACGGGAUCCGGGUAUGAGCUGGAGGAGUAUUAACUAACUAAUGGAGGACUAAUCGAUGGAGGCAGACAGAAGUUUUGGGCUCGUCUGGGUCCUGCUGCUGCUGUUGGGUAUUACAGCCGCUUCAGGGAGAGAAGUAUGUCUUGGGACUGAUAUGAAGUUGGCUUUACCCUCCAGUCUUGAGAAUCAUUAUGAAAUGCUCAGGCUGCUGUACACGGGCUGCCAGGUGGUUCAUGGGAACCUGGAGAUCACACACCUGCAGGGAAAUCCAGAUCUCUCCUUCCUGCAGGGGAUUGUGGAGGUUCAGGGGUAUGUGCUGAUAGCUCACGUCUCAGUGCGUUCGGUUCCUCUGGACAAUCUGCGUAUCAUACGAGGCAGUCAGCUUUAUAACUCCAGCUAUGCUCUCGCUGUACAUAACAACAUGCACCACAGUCAGACGGGACUCGGCUUGAGAGAAAUACGCCUCAGGAGUCUUACAGAAAUCUUGCUUGGCGGGGUUUAUAUUUGGGGAAAUCCUCAACUUUGCUUUCCUCAGAAUAUUAACUGGGAAGACACGGUUACUAAAGUUGAAAGCAAACCGCUGCACCUGCAAGACAUCCCGAAGAACUGUCCCAAAUGUUCUCCAGAUUGUCCUUCAAACAGUGGAUGCUGGGGAGAAACAAAUCAGGACUGCCAAACAUUGACCUCUGUGCAUUGCUCAUCUGGCUGUUUGCGCUGUAAGGGCACAAAACCCAAUGACUGCUGUCAUGUACAGUGUGCUGCUGGGUGCACGGGGCCAAAAGACACGGACUGUCUGGCCUGUCGUCACUUCAAUGACAGUGGGACAUGUAAAGACAACUGCCCCCCACCCACCAUCUAUGACCCGAACACUUUCCAGUCCAAACCCAACAAGGACAAAAAGUUCAGCUUUGGAGCCACAUGUGUUAAACAGUGUCCCCAUAACUAUUUGGCAAUGGAAGUGGCAUGUACAAUGGUCUGUCCCAAAGCUAACAAGGAAGUUAUCACUGUUGAGCCAGACGGCCAAGAAACACAGAAAUGUGAAAAGUGUGAAGGAGAGUGUCCAAAAGUGUGUUAUGGACUAGGAAUGGGAAACCUUCAAGGGGUGUCAGUGGUGGAUGCCACCAACAUUGGCAUGUUCGUUGGCUGUGAGAAAAUCUACGGCAGUUUGGCUUUUCUUUCAGACUCCUUCAAAGUAAAUGCAGCUACCAAUUCAUCUGGACUGCAGCGGAGUGACCUGGAGAAGUUAAAGACAAUAGAAGAAAUCACAGGAUACCUGUACAUAGAUGCAUGGCCAGACAAUUUGCUUGAUUUGAGUGUUUUUGAGAACUUGAAGGUCAUCAGAGGAAGAAUGCUUUACAAGGGUGUUUUCUCUUUGGGAGUUCAGUCUUUGCAGAUCGAGUCUCUCGGGUUGCGUUCCUUGCGCAGUGUCAGUGGAGGCAUAGUACUGAUUCAUAAUAACUCCAGACUGUGCUACACCUCCUCUCUGCCCUGGAGCUCGCUGCUCCACCCCACACAGGGACCCAACCUCAUCAGCAACAACAACCAAGACCAGCAAACAUGUGUUUCAGAGGGGAGAGUUUGUGACCCCCUGUGUGCGGAUGCAGGCUGCUGGGGGCCAGGACCUAGUCAGUGUGUGUCGUGUUUGAAUUACAAACGUGGGACGGAGUGUGUGGAGCAGUGUAAUGUAGUACAGGGGUCAGUGCGGGAGUUUGUGGAUGGACUGAACUGUGUCCCUUGCCAUCCAGAGUGUAAACCAGUCAAUGACUCUGCCUCAUGUACAGGCCCAGGUCCAGAACACUGUAAGGAGUGUCUGCAGUAUCAAGACGGAGAUGUGUGUGUCGAUCGCUGCCCCAGUGGGGUAAAGGAGGACCAGCACACUGUGUGGAAGUACCCCAACGAAACACACCACUGUCUGCCCUGCGAAACCAACUGCACUGUCUCGUGUCCACUGGAUGAUAGGGGGUGCCCCAUCCAAAAGAAAACUGGGGCUGGGACAACAGUCGCAGUCACAGUUGGCGGAGUGCUUCUUUUCUUCAUUUUGCUGGCACUGCUGGUGUUUUACCUGCGACGCCAGAAACACCACAAAAUGAAAGAAAACAUAAGGAGAAUGCAACAGGAGCAUGAGCUGGUGGAGCCCCUGACCCCGAGUGGAGCGGUGCCGAACCAAGCUCAGAUGCGUAUUCUCAAGGAGACAGAGCUGAAGAAAGUCCGAGUGCUGGGUUCUGGAGCCUUCGGCACGGUCUAUAAGGGUAUCUGGGCUCCAGAUGGGGAGAACAUCAAGAUCCCAGUGGCCAUCAAAGUUUUGCGUGAGAACACCUCGCCCAAAGCCAACAAAGAAAUCCUGGAUGAGGCAUAUGUGAUGGCGGGUGUAUCAAGCCCAUAUGUUUGCCGUUUGCUGGGUAUCUGUCUGACAUCCACAGUUCAGCUGGUUACUCAGCUCAUGCCGUAUGGGUGCUUGUUGGACUACGUCAGGGAGAACCAGGAUCGUAUCGGCUCUCAGUACCUUCUCAACUGGUGUGUACAGAUUGCUAAGGGAAUGAGUUACCUUGAAGAUGUCAGGCUGGUUCACAGAGACCUUGCAGCUAGGAAUGUUCUGGUCAAAAACCCAAACCAUGUAAAGAUCACAGACUUUGGGCUUGCCAGGCUGCUGGACAUAGAUGAGAAGGAGUACCAUGCUGAUGGGGGAAAGGUGCCAAUCAAAUGGAUGGCACUCGAAUCCAUAUUACACCGGAAGUUUACUCACCAAAGUGACGUAUGGAGCUACGGGGUGACUGUGUGGGAGUUGAUGACCUUUGGCAUGAAGCCAUAUGACCAGAUACCAGCGCGGGAAAUUCCAGAUCUACUGGAGAGAGGAGAUAGACUCCCGCAGCCGUUGAACUGUACCUCGGAUGUAUACAUGAUCAUGGUCAAAUGUUGGAUGAUUGAUCCUGAAAGUCGACCACGAUUUAAGAAGCUGGUGGAGGAGUUCAGCAUCAUGGCACGUGAUCCCCCACAUUAUGUAGUCAUUGUGAAUGAUGAUCAGAAAAGUCUUUCGAGUCCUGUUGACAGUGAGUUCUUCCGCACGCUGCUGGCAGAAGAGGGAGUGAAUGUGAAGGAGUUCCUGGAUGCAGAAGAAUACCUGGUGCCCCAGCCUGGUGGCAUCUUCAAUACACAAGGAGAAAUGAGAGCCAAUGGACCCAGCAGACACCACUCUCACCGGAGUACAGAUCAAGGAUUAGAGGUGGAUGGUAUGCCGAGCGGGAUGGAUUUGUACUCUUCCCUCAGCACCCCGAGGGAAAGUCCAUACCAAACUCUUCCUGUGAGGGAAUCAGUCAAUGGCAUGUGGCCUGGUACACAAUACCCACCUUUGGUACGGAGCAUAUCACACCAUUCAGCCGGCGGCCAAUCAGACUCUGUGUUUGUGGAUGGUUACAUAGAGGAUAACGGCCCUCCAUCCAGUCCUUGUCGCUAUUCUAAAGACCCCACCAUCCCCAACGGCAUAGAUGGAGAACUGGUGACUGAUGGUCCUAUCAGUUUCCUUUCACACACACUGCCACGUGGAGCACACACACAUCCUGAGUAUGUGAACCAGCACGUGUCAUCUGACCGUCCCAGCACACUUCCACGCAAAGCGAGAGAGAGGAGAUUCGUUAACGGUCUUCAUACAGGGAACAGUGUGGAGAACCCAGAGUACCUGGUGCCAGUGCACAGCAUCUCACCCGCCUUCGACAACCCCUACUAUCAUGAUAUUGCAGCUAAAGCUCAGGCAGUCGCCAGAGCGUCCAUAAACGGAGGUACGACUCACAGGCAGCCCAAUGGCUACAUGACCCCCACGGCAGAAAACCCAGAGUACCUGGGCUUAGCAGAGACAUGGAGUGGUCAGUUGGAGUAUACUUGAGAGCAGUGUGAGCGUGAGCGGUGAAGUGUGGUGCAUGAGCGAGCGAGUGAGUGAGUAAAAGACAUAUUUUGUGAAGGACAUUCUCAAUGGGAAUGGUUUCUAAUGGCUUUCUACUAAAGUACCACACAGACGUAUGUAGCAUUCUGUACUGGAGUUGGAACUUGAAGAUGGAUGCAUUUCCAGUCCUUGACAAAAAAAAAAUCUGCGUUCUUGCAUAUAUCAAAUAUAUGGUACGUUUUUAAGACUGCUUGAAUGUUAUUAACACUGGAUAAUGUCUUCGUAGAACAUUAAGGAUUUUUAUUCAAAUUUUUGCUUUUGGUCAUCUCAUAAAAACGUUACUUACCUUUUCUGGAGAUUCAAUUCAAUUCCAAACCAGGACCGUACACACUGCUUUCCAGAGCGCUGCAUGAGAUCCGGUCACACUCAAAGCUGCUCUGUUCUGUGUGUAACGGCCCUGGGUGAGCAGCUACAGGGCCAGUGAAUAAAAGACUGACAUUAUUGCCGCACGAAGCGGGUGUUGUGUGUCCGGCGAUGAAACUGGCUCUGAAAAUUCAUCAUCAUUUCUCAUCUGUGACAUAUCCAGGUUUUUACAUUUGUUUGGGUAUUUUUAGUUUUUGAAAUCCUUGUUUGAGCAAUGACUAUCUUCAUUAUGGGCUGGGUAACAGUUGUACAGAUGUAUGUAGAGCAGAGGGUGUCCAGGUCAUAUUGCACCCUGAUUUUAAAUAUUGUGCAUAAUACUAAUGCUUGUGUUGAGAUGUUUGCUUAAGAUUAUUUUUAUUAUAAUUAACCACACUCCCUCCCGAGUUUGGAUAAAUACGGCAUUUAGCAAAGUUGCAUUUUAUUAAUCAAAACAAGUGACUGUAAUGGCAGUUUAGUCGAUUCCUAAUAAAGCUUUUCUAUUCAUCAAAUAAUUUAGUUUACGACAUGGAUAAUUAUUAAAAAAAGUUUUCAUUGAGAAGCAAAUCAGCAUGGUGAGCUUGAGAGUUUCAGAAACUUUUAAAAUCUUGAUUAUUCAAAAUUUUUGUAAAGUUGUGUGUGUAUAAUAUAUAAUAUAUAUAUAUAAUAUAUUAAAUUUAAAUUAUAAUAAAUUAUAAUUAAGAAACAUGUCACGAUGCAAAACAUCUUAGUGCUAUUGGUAGAAUAAAUUUUCUUCAGACCAAAUUGUUUUAUUUUUAGUCUUUUUGGAUUUUGGGUUGAAAUAUGACCUGACCUCUUUAGGGUUAAUAUGUUUAAAUAUCUCCCUGUAUUUUUCUUAUUGUACAUUUUAGUUACCUAACAGACUUUCUUUGCAGUGAUGAAUACAGUGUGGUAUUAAUUGAUGUGAAUGGGCCAUUACUACCAGACCAACUAGUUUAUUUGUAAUAAGAGGUUGAAAUCAAUGUUUAACCCCAGAUGCGAUCGUUCAUGUUUGUAAUGUCUAUUGUUGUUAUUUUAUAAGAACUUCUUUUAGGCACUACCCCUUCUACUCAUUUAAAUUAGCCUCACAUGUACACAGAAAGACCGCUAACACUAAACACAGUGUUGUGGAGUAAAUACUUCAUGUUUAAGAAUGUGGUCUGAUUUCCAUAUAUUAGCAGCUGUGGCCUCCAGCUGGACGAACACCCCUUCAAUGCUUCCAUUGUUCCAAAUUACAACGUGCGCCUUUUGUUAACUACCCAACUCCAGCGUCCAGUUAAUAUGUCACUUCUUUGAGGAAAGACAUGAAUGUUUUGUCCAGGCCAUGUUGAUAUGCAUUCUUUAGUUUCAGUUCAUAUUUUAUGCAGUUAUUUUUACUAAACCACAUUUUAAAUUCCAGAUGUUUGAAAAUCUGUCAAGGUUUAGCUGUUACUUGUUGAUUUUUCUUUGACAGUAUGUGAAGCAGUAGUCACAGAUGAUGAACUGUCGCUGGAGUGAGAGAGUGAUAUUACGUGUGCUCGUGGCACUCCAGUGUGUUUCGACAUCAGCUCAAACAAUGACGUGAUUGUUAUUCAUAAGGGAUGGGGAAAAAACUAUUUGUUGAAUUUCUUCCUUGUAUCUGCAUAGAUUUUUUUUUUUUUUUUUUUUUUUUUUUGGUACAGGUUAUUGGUUCGGUUUGGAAAAAAAAUCAUACAGUAGCGGUUGACAAUGGAAUUAAGCACCAACAAUUGCUUCUAAGUUUUAGUUUCAACUCCAUUUGUAAUGCCAUAAAUCAGCAUUGAUGCCAACUUUCAGCAAUUUCAUAAUUUCAGGAUCCAAGGUCUAUGCAAGCACAUUGAAGGAACUUUAUAAUCUAUUAAUGCCAUGAUUUUAACAAAAUAUACAGAUUGAAUGUUUAAUAUUGAAUGUUGUACUUUUUAUAUUCAUGUCAUCCAGAUCUCAGCUAAUAGUUGAAUGGUAAUUGUAGACUUUUUUAUGUAAUAAUGCUAUUUUUCUUGUGAGUCAACAAAUUGUAAAUAUACUGUACACAGUGAUCUCGAUGCACGGUGAGUUUGAGAACUCUAAUGGUACCAGUGUGCAAAAGUCUUUUGAGAGAUAUUUUAAACAGUACUUCUUAGUAACCAGACUUUGCCAACUGGCUUAUUUUAUCGGUUUCUGAUAAGAGGUACAUUUUGAUGCCUAAAAUUGGGGUGAACAAUCUCCUCACCUGCUUAUGUUAUUCUACAAAACAAAAGUCUGUUAUGAGAUAAUAAAAAGAAAUGAAAUCGGAGACAAA